Tinamus guttatus (white-throated tinamou) is the source of this 2630-nucleotide messenger RNA. The record is from RefSeq and is a predicted model, not a curated record. Lineage: Eukaryota; Metazoa; Chordata; Aves; Tinamiformes; Tinamidae.
UCGGUGGCGGCGCCACAGCCGACACCCCCUCCUCCACAAAGCCUGAACCUCCUCUCGCAGUCUCAGCUCCAGCCACAGCCUCUGGCACAGGCUGGAGCGCAAAUGAAGAAGAAAAGUGGCUUCCAGAUUACCAGCGUGACCCCCGCUCAGAUAUCGGCCAGCAUGAGCUCCAACAACAGCAUAGCCGAGGAUACGGAAAGCUACGAUGACCUGGAUGAGUCCCACACCGAAGACCUGUCCUCUUCAGAAAUCCUGGACGUUUCUUUAUCCAGGGCCACUGACUUGGGAGAGCCGGAGCGCAGCUCCUCUGAAGAGACUUUAAAUAACUUCCAAGAGGCAGAGACUCCUGGGGCUGUUUCUCCAAACCAGCCUCAUCUUCCUCAGCAGCACCCUCCUCUGCCACAUCACCCGCAGCAAAGUGUUGUGAUCAAUGGGAAUGUUCACCCUCAUCACGUUCACCACCACCACCAUCUUCACCACCACCAUCAUGGACACCAUCAUCCAUCGCAUCCUGGGGUGGGCAGUGCACCGAUUUCUGGAGGACCUCCCCCCAGCCCAUCAUUUAGAAAACUCUCAACAACUGGAAGCUCUGACAAUGUUAUAUCAACUGCACCAGUUUCUGCUGCAUCAUCCACUGGGUCCCCUGCAUCUGUCAUGUCUAAUAUCCGCACUACAAGUACUCCUGGCAAUUUAGGUGUAAGUCCUGCUACUGGAACUAGUACCUUAAAUAAUAUGAGUGCUGGUAGUUCUAGUGUGGCAAGCAGCAUGCUUGGUACUAUAAAUUUAAGUAACAUCCCAAGUACUGGUAAUGUAAAUGCUUUGUCUGGAACUAGCAGCAAUGUUAAUGUGAAUAUCUUGAGUGGUGUUGGCAAUGGUACGAGUGCUUCCUCUAAUGUCAUUAACAAUGUUACUAAUCCAACUGCAGGAAUGGCGGUGGGAUCGAGCCAGCAGCAGCCCGCAGCUGGCACGUCGAGGUUUAGAGUUGUAAAAUUAGAUUCUAGUUCUGAACCUUUCAAAAAAGGUAGAUGGACUUGCACUGAAUUCUAUGAUAAAGAAAACACUGUUGCAGUUACAGAAGGAGUAGCAGUAAACAAAGCAGUAGAGACGAUAAAACAAAACCCGCUUGAAGUGACUUCUGAAAGGGAGAGCACCAGUGGGAGUUCUGUUAGCAGCAAUGUAAGCACACUGAGUCACUAUACAGAAAGUGUGGGAAGCGGAGAAAUGGGAGCACCUACCGUGGUGCAGCAGCAAGCGUUUCAAGGUGUGGGUCCGCAGCAGAUGGAUUUUAGCGGCGCUGCUCCUCCGGCAAUCCCAGCAUCCAGCUUACCGCAGAGCGUUUCUCAAUCGCAGCUUGCACAAGUGCAGCUGCAUUCUCAAGAAGUCAGCUAUCCGCAGCAGAAGCCAGGGGUCCAGCCUCCUGCACAGGCCAGUCUAACCACUAUCCCGGCGCCGGCCGCUCCUCCAUCUUCCCAAGUGGUGCAGCCUGUGCAGACAGGAAUAAUGCAGCAGGGAUUGCAGGCUGGCGCUUCAGGCCUUCCUCAGCAAAUGGUCAUUGCUCAACAAAACACUUUGCUACCUGUUCAGCCGCAGGCCCAAGCCGUGGAGUCUGUAGUCCAAGGAAUGCCCGGCCAGCAGCUGCCCGCUGUUAGCCCCAUACCCUCUGCCACCGCUGUUCCCACACCGAGCCAGGCGAGCCCCGCUGUGCCUCCUGGCAUUCCGUCUGCUUCCAUAGGCCUGGGCCAGGCGCAGAGCAUGGCACAGGCGCCGGCCGUGCAGAACGGGGGUCUGCCUCAAGGUGUCAGCCAGCCUGCCUUGCUAUCCACGGGCAUAGGCGUGCCGGUGGCGCCGAGCAUGCCGCAGCAGAUCCCACUCGGCUCGGCCCAGUUCCCGGCGCCACCGGUAGCCCAGUCCAUUGGGAGCCAGAUGGAAGAUGGCCGACGUCCUACAGAGCCUUCCUUAGUUGGGUUACCUCAAGCUGCCGGUGGGGACAGCAGUGUUGGAGCAACAGCCGUCUCGGAGGGCAGCGGUAGCAACGUGCCCUCCUCUGCUUCCUUGUUUCCUCUGAAGGUACUGCCAUUGACAACACAUCUUGUCGAUGUCUCUCUGCCUCCCUAUCCUGGAAGUUUGGAGCCCCUGCCUCAGCCUACAGCUUCCUUCUUUUUCCAGCUGCCCACAAAAGUAAAGAACCAGUGUGAAAGGUUGAAGAAAGAAUCCACUCUGAGGAUUGUGUCUCAAGCAAAAAGCUCCAGGUUGCAGACUCUGAAAGAAACUUCCUUUGGGGAAGGAUCUGCUCUCGGGAUUUGCUCGUCUCUUUUUCCUUGGGCAAGCAGAGUUCUUGAAGGAAACGACAGGGUUGCAGGACACCUUCUAACCUUUAUACUGCAUCACAAGCCUUCAGCAGAAGAUCUGAGAACCAUUUGUGUUGCUGGAAGAUGACUGGGUUUGGAUCUUGGCCUUCCUUAAGCAGGAUCUCCUGACAAAAAUGGGAUUGGGAAAGAAAUGACUUAUUUUUCCAUCAUACAGAGAGAGCCUUUGAGCUACCAUAGAAAUGGAGGCAUAGACAGAGAAUUACUUCUAAUGCACUAAUCUCUAGGGAAUUUUUGGCCUCCCCAUGGUCCUUUUGUUAUAAU